This is a messenger RNA of Acyrthosiphon pisum (pea aphid), 1600 nucleotides long. RefSeq lists its product as uncharacterized. NCBI's taxonomy places the organism in Eukaryota, Metazoa, Arthropoda, Insecta, Hemiptera, Aphididae. The coding region runs from base 296 to 598 and encodes 100 amino acids. The record is from RefSeq and is a predicted model, not a curated record. The transcript is spliced from 2 exons.
CACAAUCAAAACUACAGUUUGAAAAUAAGAAAUCAAAGUAUAUUUCUAUUGAGCUUACAGCACAAGCAUGAAUGCUUGUACAGAAUUGGUAACGGUUAAUGGACGACCGUUUGAACUUUUAGAAGAUAGUGGAUUUCGUAAAAUUUUAAAUCCUUUAUUAAAAGGUUAGGCCGGUUUAGAUAAUGGCUGUAAUGUAAUUAAUAAACGUAAUGUAAGGUUAAACGUUAUUAAUAAAUCAAAUGAAGUUGUCGCAAAUAUUAAAGACUUGGUUAAAAAUAAAUUAUUAUGCCUUAAAAUGGAUUGUGCGUCAAGAAAGGAUAAGUCCAUUUUAGGAAUUAAUGUUCAAUAUGCAGCUGCCGAUACAACAGUGACUACUUUACACACACUAGCUAUGAUAGACUUAACCCAAAAACACACUGCUGUGUAUUUAAAAGAAAAGGUCAAUGAAGUUCUUACAGUUUUUGAAAUUAAAAAACAACAAAUUCUUACAAUCACGACUGACAAUGCGAGAAAUUUUGUCAAGAUGGUAGAUCUAAUGCAAAAAGAAACUGAUGGUAUUGAAAAAAACUAUAUUUUUAUUUUAGCUUUACAAUGUUAAGACUUUUAAGUUUUAGACUUAACUUACUAGUUUCUAGUAUUUACUUAUAAAUUAUAAUAAUUUAUGGUAAAUAAUUUUGUUAAUUAUUCAAUAAAUAAGUAAGAGCUAAGAGGUAUUAUAAUUUAUAAUAUAAGCUUAAUGAUUAUAGUAAUGAUAUUAGUGUGCAAAUAUACAAAUUGCAAAGUAGUACAAGUAGGUACCUAUGAUUAAGUAUUAAAUUCAUUAGGUAACUACUAACUAGUUAUUUACCAGGCAAUCAUUGUUGAACUAAGUAAAAUUUACAUUUUUUAAAAAUUUGAAACAUAUUUUUCAAGAUGAAAAAUUGUUAGAAGAUAAUACAAAUAAUAACCCAAUGAGUGAAGAUUUGGAAUUGGAUCCUCUAGAUGGCUUAGAAGAUGAUUUAGUGACUGUGAUGUCAAACCAAAACAAUGAUUUUGAAGAACAAGCCUUAAAGCCUCUAAAUGUGUUAAUUCGUUGCUCUGUGCAUACUUUACAACUUUGUGUAGAAGAUGCACUUAAAUCAUCAUCGGAUCGAAAAUGUAUUUCUAAAAUGAAAGAGGUAGUAUAUAAAAAUUGUUUAAAUAUUUGAAAUAUCUGUAGUGUAGUAUAAUGAUUUUAUGGUUAGAUAAAAAUUCAAUGCCAAUUUCAAAUUAUGAAAUUAUUGUAUCUGCAACUCAUUGUGAAGUUGACAAUCAUAAUUUGUUAAAUUUUGAAGUUGAUGAUUUGGAAGAUUUUAUUCAAACUAAAACAUGUAUUUCUAUACAAGAACAAAAUGAAAGUGUUGAAGGAAUACCAAUUCAUUUGUUGUUACAAAGCUAUGAUAAUGUUCAACGUUUACAUCAUUCCACGAGUAUUAGACAGUAUUGGUAGGAUUUGAGAUUGAUUAAACCAGAGCUAUUUAGAUUAGCACAAGUAAUCCUAAGUGUUCCUGUCACUCAAGUAAGUACUGAACAUUUUUAGAUUAUUAAUAAUUUUAGUCUUAACUUCUAUUAUUAAUGUUAU